Penicillium cosmopolitanum is the source of this 2055-nucleotide messenger RNA. RefSeq names its product fungal specific transcription factor domain-containing protein. The annotation marks the transcript as partial. NCBI's taxonomy places the organism in Eukaryota, Fungi, Ascomycota, Eurotiomycetes, Eurotiales, Aspergillaceae. Gene Ontology annotation, molecular function: DNA-binding transcription factor activity, RNA polymerase II-specific; zinc ion binding; sequence-specific DNA binding. Gene Ontology annotation, biological process: DNA-templated transcription; positive regulation of transcription by RNA polymerase II. The transcript is spliced from 4 exons. The record is from RefSeq and is a predicted model, not a curated record.
UAUACUCGAUCUCUCCAGAAAAGAGUUGCACAUCUUGAAGCUCAAUCACUGAAUACGGGACAAGGUGACUCUCCAGUUGUACGACAUAGUGCUGCAAGGGACUCAUGUAUUGGUGGCGAAGGCCUCGAACUGCAAAACAAUUCAGCCUUAACCCGCCACACUUCCAGGAUAUGCACGCCUUCCCAACAGUCAGUUGAAGGUUUAUCCAGACCAGAAACAGAAGUUGCUCACAAUUUAAUUCUCUCGGCAUGUCCGGCCUCCAAUGUCCCCUUUUCCUCCCUUCUCCAUGCUGAAGUACCAGAUCAGCAACUGGUAGAUGGCGAUCAAUGCGGUCAUUCAUCCCUAUUGGUUAGCAUACUAGCUGCCCUUUCAAGCGGAAAUCCUUGUGGGAUAAAGUCACCUCAGACCGAUAGUCUUCGCGACAUACGAAUUCAUUCAUCUGAGGCAGCUCAAUUAAACACCCCGAGAGAUUCAAUCUGUCUUUCGGAUUCUGUGAGCGAUGGGCUCAUCGAGGUUUAUCUUCAAAGAGUGAAUCCACGGUAUCCCUUUCUUCAUGGUGAUACAUUUUUGGAAUGGUAUCAGUCAUGGAAAGCAUUCAGGAAAGUUGAGCCUACUGCAGAUCAGAAAGACCGAUGGAAAGACUUUUUCGUGGUGAUGGUGCAAGCCGUCAGUAUACUUCUGACUCCGCAAGUAUCUAAAAGCGACAUUGCCGUUUCUCAAGUAAGUUCAUUCCAUCGGCCUCUAGAGAAGUCACUAAAGACAUGGCAGUCAUUGUACAACACGGCGAUCAAUUUUCUACCAUUUGUUUUCGCACAUUCUAGUUCAGUUUUGCAUGCACAGGCCUAUCUAGUCUUGACUUUGCAUGCUCUGCAUUCUCCUUCAUCGCAGAUGAUUGUAUCAAUGGCAUCGGCAACAAUGCGCCACUGUGCCAUCAAUCAGCUUCAUCUGGCCGAAACUGAGCCUAAUGUACCAUUUCCCGAUUUCUCGCUCGAGGUACAGAUCCGUCGCAGGGUUUUCUGGUCUGCAUACGCGUUAGAUCGAUUGAUUAGCUGGAUUUAUUACAUUCCGAACAAUCUCAUUGAUGAGCAUAUCACUGUUGAGAUGUUUUCGAAUGUCGAAGACACCCAUUUGUAUCCCGAUACGACAAUAAUUGGCCAGGCACGGGCAUCUGACUUGCCUCAAAGAACGCAUAUAUCCCCAGCUCUACAUCUUAUACGAUGCAGAUGUAUUCAAUCGCGAAUUAUUAGCACAAUGAUGCGAUCUGACUUCAAUAAGAUUGAUGCCUCCCCGGCAUGGAGACAACAUAUGCUGCAAGAGCUAGAGUCUUGGAGAACGCAGAUACAAUUGCUUAGCCACAGAUCCUCCAGAGGCUAUUUGAGUGACCGGUGGGUUGGCAUGGCAUACAAUUACACAAUCCUCUUGUUGCAUCAACCCACAAAAGAAAACGCGUCUGGCACUUUCGGCGAGCGGUCGGUAAAAGCUAGUGUCCAAAUAAUGUUGACUUUCAGAGAGUUCCAGAAGGAUCGACAGACUGCCCAAUUGUGGCCUGGGCUUCUGAGUCAGUUCAAUGUUGGUGUCACUUUUCUAUAUUGCUUCUGGGCAACUCCGAUCUCCCAUCGAUCAACCGAAUACAGCUCCCUAGAGGUAUCUGAAGCAUUACGCGCCUGCUCAACGGGCCUAGCAAUUCUAUCUGAGCGUUGGAUUCAAGCCGAGCCCCUUCGCGACAUAUUCGACAUCCUGGCCAAGGAGAUUCCUCUACACAGCGUGGAAUCAAUCCCACGGUGUCUAUCUGCGGACGCAGUUACUCGUAUCAAAUCCCAAAUGGAUUGGUUAAGAGUCGUUGUAAAGAAUCGUGGAGUUUUGCGGAUGCUAGAUGAGAUGGUCAACGAAGAUUUUCCCUCCAGUCCUGUCGGAAAUUCUGGCCAAGUGCCCAAUCAAGAAAAUGGGAUUCAGGAAAUUACCGAGCACUUCUGUUCCGAGCAUUGCUCUUUGUUUCCGGGGACUGUGUUCAAUGAUCCGAUGACAAGAAUGGGGGGGAUUGGAAGGCGAAUAUGA